This is a messenger RNA of Brachypodium distachyon (stiff brome), 759 nucleotides long. Its product is annotated as auxin response factor 13-like. NCBI's taxonomy places the organism in Eukaryota, Viridiplantae, Streptophyta, Magnoliopsida, Poales, Poaceae. Gene Ontology annotation, biological process: regulation of DNA-templated transcription; response to hormone. The transcript is spliced from 3 exons. The record is from RefSeq and is a predicted model, not a curated record. Bases 1 to 759 code for a protein of 252 amino acids. Gene Ontology annotation, molecular function: DNA binding.
AUGGCGCAGCCGCUCCCCGCCGGGCACCCUGCCGCCCUGGACCGGCGCCUCUGGCUCGCGUGCGCGUCCCCGCUGUCGCGCCUGCCCGAGGUCGGCUCUGAGGUCUACUACUUGCCCCUCGGCCACGCCGAGCACCGCGACGAGGUCUGCGCCACCAUCACGCUCCAUCCUGGCGCCGACCCGCAGGCCAACCAAGCCCCCGCCGCUCUGCAGCACAAUGCGGACUGCAUCCACGUCUUCCCCAAGGUGGUAACGAAUGGCGACGCUGGCAAGGGCCGCUCGUUCCAUGUACCCAUCCCCUGCGCGACCGGGAUAUUCCCUGCCCUCGACGACGGGCGCGACGACCAGUACCUGUACUUCUCGGAUCUGAGGGGACAAGUGUGGCGGUUCCGGCACAAGUACACGGGCUUCCCCGGCGGCCGGCGGAAACAUCUGCUUACCUCUGGCUGGAACGCCUUCAGGAAAACCAAGUCCCUUGUCGCCGGAGACGUGCUGCCCUUCAUGCGGAGCCGCGACAGGCUGCUGAUCGCCCUGCAGCGCACGCAGAACCCUGCCCCGCUAGUCAGCCUCGAGGACGUGAUGGAUGCCGCACGGCUGGCCGCAGAUGGCAACGCCUUCACCGUGACUUGGUUCCCUCGACUAGGACCGGAGUUUCUAGUGCCACGCGAGGAGGUUGACGCAGGUCUUCAGGCUCACUGGGUGCCGGGCAUGAGGGUGAGCAUCCGCACCGCCGUGCUGCGGCCUGAAACUAGAGGUUGA